ACAUUCCCUCUAGAUUACAUGCACCUUGCAUGCUUAGGUGUCACACGUAGAUUGUUAAAUGUUUGGCUGAGGGGCCCUUUGAAAUUUCGCUUAUCCUCUAAUGUCGUUGAUAGAAUUUCUCAAAGUCUGGUUCAGAUGCGUACGUAUAUACCAGUGGAGUUUGCAAGGAAGCCAAGGUCUCUAAGAGAGAUAGACCGUUGGAAAGCAAGUUCUGUUGUAUACUGGCUCUAUUGCUCUGGUACCACAUUUAGAUAGUAAUUUAUAUAACAAUUUCAUGUUAUUUUAUACAGGUAUUUGCAUCCUCAGCUGUGCUCCUUGUACUGUAACUAUGCAAACACAUUGCUUACGACAUUUGUAAGUCAUUUUGGGGAGCUUUAUGGCAAGGAUGCCUUAGUGUAUAACAUCCAUGCAUUGGUCCACCUAUCUGCAGAUGCCCAACUACAUGGUUGUUUGGACUCGGUCUCAGCUUUUCCAUAUGAAAAUUACCUCCGUAAACUGAAGAGGUUUGUACGAAAGCCAGAAUUUCCCCUUGCACAAAUUAUAAGAAGGUUAUCUGAGGUUAAAAAGAUCAGUACUAUUGAGAUGCCCUGUAGGAAUUUAAGGAUGCAACAUUAUGUUGGACCUGUUCCUGAUGGCCUUCAAGCAACAGCACAGUACAGGGAGCUGCAGACUGAGCAAUGGUCAAUGAAAGUUUCCAUAGGUGAUAAUGUUUUUGCUAUAGAUGGAGACAUUUGUGUCAUACAUAACAUCAUUCAGUCUGUGGAGGGAAUAUAUGUAGUAUUUAAAGUUUUUACAGAGAUGGAAACUUUCUUCAACUAUCCGAUGAGCUCUGAUUUUCUCAGAAUAUUUAUUGUGUCUCAACCUACAGGGCCAUUGAAGGUGGCCAAAGCAUCACAGGUCUCUCAUAAGUGUGUGCUUCUGCCUUAUAAAGAGAGAUGUAUUUAGUCGUUGAAUUUCUGGAAACCAAGACUGUUAAUAUUAUAGCUGAGUCAUGGUUUGAGGAUGGUGUCACUUGGUGGCCAAAUUAUACUAGUGAUGAACGCAUAAACAGAGCUGUACAAAAAUGUGAGGAACCAGGAACAGGCUGGAAACAGUAUGAUGUUCGAGUCCUCUCAAGAACUGGUGAUUAUCGAAAGGCAAGAGAGAAACUGAGGGCCUCACUGACCUGUAACACGUCUGAAUUACAAACAGAUGACGAGGAAGAAGUGAUUAGGAAAAGAAAAAUAAAGCCAAGGCAAGUUUUCGGUGAUACAGACUCAGACAAUGAAGUAGAAGUGGGUAAAAAGAGGAGAUGCAGCAAUAUCUCCUCUGCACCAGCACCACCUAUUCCUCCACCUACUCCUGACAUACCGUCUGAUUCAGCUUGCCAGACCUCUACUGGACCUCUGCUAAACCUGAGGCAUACUGAAUAUCCUUGUUUUACGACUGUACCACCUGCCCCCAUUACGACAUUUGGCAUGCCUUCCAGUCCUCUGCACCACUUCUCCAUUAGACAUUCUGAACACGGUCGUUACACAGCUCCAGUGCCUGCAGUUGUCACCCCCAUCUCUCACAUGCCCUCAAGCUCUAUGAGCCAGGUCUCUGCUACACCUCUUUCUGAUGAACAUCAGGACCAUUCAUUUAACCCCAGGUUUAGACUGGGGAGGACAGGCACUGGACCUAUUCCUUGCUCUGCUGCUCAACUGCAUAUCCUAACACUGUUGGAACAUAUCAAGGAACAGCAGAUGCAGCUUGCUGCUGCCAUUAGUAAUCUCACUGCACGUAUGGAGACAGACACUGCUGUGGCUGAAAUGCCUCCCAACAUCAGUGUGCCACUGGCCACCAUGUCUGAAGUUGAGGAGUUGGAGGAGUGGCUUAAAGAUUCAAGAAACUCGCAUGCUAAGCAAACCAUGAUUUCUGCUCUGGGUGCUACAGGAGGACAAAACACUAAACGAGUCACAUGGAACAUACUUUCAAGGCUUUUCUCAGAUGCAGUAGCCAAAAAAAAUAAACUGGAAAGGAGUUAAUGGGAAGAAGUGCUUUAAAGAAAUGCAUACAAGAAGUUUGUUGAUCAGUAAGUAUGGUAUAUACACAGAAGCUGGGUAUUAGACACCUUUCCUGCAGGGCUGUUUAUUUUAUGGUACAUAGGGCAAAGAUACUACUUUUUUUAAUCAUUUGUUUUAACUGUGUUUCUUUUAAACAUAUCAACAUUGCAAGAAAAAAAUAAUUGGACAAUCGACUAAAUGUUUCUUGGGCAGCUAUGUUUUGUUUCAGCAUUAGGUCACGCGUGUCUUUGAGUUGAUUGAUGGUUGAGAGUUUCUAUUUAGAUUAUACACAACAGGUAAAAUAUAAUGCAACUCAUUGCAAAAAAAUUAGCUCUGGAGAGCAAAUGUAGCAAAACAACCUGAGUCCAUACACCUCUAACUCCGUCCCUGCAAACAGAAAGGCACAGCAUGUAGUAAUUCCUCAUUUGUAGUAAUUCCUCAAGUUACGCCUCACGUGACCAAUUUUGAUCAAUUAAAAUUAAUAUUUUAAUCACUGA
This is a messenger RNA of Paramormyrops kingsleyae, 2521 nucleotides long. The record is from RefSeq and is a predicted model, not a curated record. Lineage: Eukaryota; Metazoa; Chordata; Actinopteri; Osteoglossiformes; Mormyridae.